AUGACUAAAUUAGCAUUGGUAGUUGUUGACUUACAAGAAGAUUUCCUUCCACCUGAUGGAUCAUUAGCAAUUAAAGAUGGUCGUUCAAUUGUUCCAGAUAUCAAUAAAUUAUUAAUUGAUCCAAAAUAUAAAUGGUCGUUGGUUAUAGCUACUCAAGAUUGGCAUCCAGCAAAUCAUAUUUCAUUUGCGUCUCAACAUAAUGUGGAUCCAUAUACUGAAUUGACGUUCAAACACCCUAAAGGAGAGAUUGAUCCAACUACAAAUGAAGUGAAAACUAUGAAGCAGUUUGUUUGGCCUGAUCAUUGUGUUCAGAAUUCAAAGGGGGCAAGUCUUGAACCUACUUUUGAGAAAUCCUUUGGGUCAGUUCCUACACCUCUGGCAAAUGUGAAAAAGGGGUAUUUGGAAGAUCGAGAAUAUUAUUCAUGUUUCCAAGAUUGUUGGGGCUUACACCAUACUGAGAUUUUAGAUUUAUUGAAAAAAGAUGAGAUUACAGAUGUUGUAUUUGUUGGUUUAGCUUACGAUUUCUGUGUAUUGAAUUCUGCUAUUGAUUGUGCAAAAAAUGGGUUUAAUACAUUUGUUUUCAAACAAUACACCAAAAGUGUUUAUCCUGAUAAGGAAAAGGAUACUGAUCAGCUAUACGCAGACAAUGGGGUAAAGAUAAUUGAAGAUGUAUCACAGUUUGUUACUAAUCCCUAG
Molecule: messenger RNA, 696 nt
Organism: Candida tropicalis MYA-3404
Lineage: Eukaryota; Fungi; Ascomycota; Pichiomycetes; Serinales; Debaryomycetaceae
Gene: PNC1
Product: nicotinamidase
Exons: 1
Coding region: 1-696 (231 amino acids)
Source: RefSeq, a predicted model, not a curated record